Paramecium tetraurelia is the source of this 663-nucleotide messenger RNA. RefSeq lists its product as uncharacterized. The record is from RefSeq and is a predicted model, not a curated record. NCBI's taxonomy places the organism in Eukaryota, Ciliophora, Oligohymenophorea, Peniculida, Parameciidae. The transcript is spliced from 2 exons.
AUGUAGCAACUUAAAUUAAGCAAUAGCAAAGAGAAUUAAGAUUGGGAUUUUAGUAAGGUGGAAUCAAGAAUCUAGCUUUUAAUAGAAGAGAAUUAGAGAUUGAAUUAAUCGCUCACAACAAAGAUGGAAGAAAUCUAAUAAUUAAAAACCGAAAACAAUCAUUAAUUAAUGGAGUUGAAUAAAUUUAGAGGCUAAGAUUGUGAGCAAAAGAUUUUAACUGAAAUUAUUCUACAAAAAACUACUGAUUGUGAUAAAAACAAGAGAUAAUUAUUGAAAGCUGAAAAAUCUAUUGAUGAUUUGGAAUAAGAACUUAGUAUACUUAAAUCUGAAAAGGAUCAGUAUUCUAAAUAAAUGCUUUAAGCAUAAACUUAAAAUAUUUUAUUAGAAUAAGAAAGAUUGAAAUAAAUAGACGAGUUAAAAACCUAAGUAAGAAAAAGUAAUUAAGGUUCCAACAAUUAAAUUGAUUAAUUGAAAUUUGAAGUCAAUAAAUCUUAACUAGAAAACGAUUCUUUGAAAGUCUAAUUAAAGCAAUUAUAGGAUGAAAAUUCCUCAAUUAAAAGACAUUUAGGUUGUUUAAGUGGGUAUAUACUCGAAAAUGAGCAAUUAAGAAAAGAAAAUGAAAGUUUGAAUUAAAAUUAUUAAGCUUUAUUAGCAAAAUAAUGA